Messenger RNA from Alosa alosa (allis shad), 3244 nucleotides. RefSeq names its product disintegrin and metalloproteinase domain-containing protein 9-like. NCBI's taxonomy places the organism in Eukaryota, Metazoa, Chordata, Actinopteri, Clupeiformes, Clupeidae. Gene Ontology annotation, cellular component: plasma membrane. The record is from RefSeq and is a predicted model, not a curated record. Gene Ontology annotation, molecular function: metalloendopeptidase activity. Gene Ontology annotation, biological process: proteolysis.
UCUUCGUCGGGUUCAAUGGUUAUGCUGCUUUGAGUCGAACAACCGUGCGGCUGCCGAAACAGCGGACAACUACCUUUUUGUUGAUAACAAUCAUCUUCGGACUGAUACUGCUAUUUUGGCAGUCGUUUUUAAACUUUCGAUUUGUGAAAUGUGUGAGAUAUGACUAGGUAACGUAACCUACAGGAUUUUUGUUACAGUAUGUGGAAUAGGUACUUCGUCAUUUCUUGGAAGGGAACGCCUGGCUAAGGUUAACGUUAAAGAACAGCUCUCAAUUCCAUUCGCCUUUCAGACAACUUUGCAAACAUGCACAGGACAUUUCCUCAGUGGUUCUUCGAGAUCAUCUGUGUCUUGGUGUUCCUAUACGAUCUUACCGAUUGCAACAAAAACCCCGCCUCCCAGCAAACGUCCCGCUUCUCUGCUUAUGAGGUGACCAUCCCAAAACGCAUAGCAAGACAGAGGAGAGACCUCGACGACCAAGCAACAGACAAGGUGUCUUAUGUCAUCCAAGCCCAGGGAGAGGAGCACAUCCUGGUUCUAGAGAAAAACGAGCAGCUGCUCCCAGCUGAUUUUGCGGUGUUCACAUACGACACAGAUGGCUCUCUCAUCACCCGGAGACCCAACAUGCAGAUGUAUGAGCAGCUGAACAUCCGUGUGGUGUUGGUGGGGCUGGAGAUCUGGACGCAGGUGAACCCCUUCAGCAUGGACGGUAGUGCUGGGGAUGUCCUGGGCCGCUUUGUGGACUGGAGGAAGCAGAGUCUGCUGCCACGCCGUCGCCAUGACAGUGCCCAGCUCAUCUUAAAGAGGGGCUUUGGGAGUACUGUAGGAAUGGCCUUUAUCAGUGCGGUGUGCUCCAGUAACCAUGGUGGCGGCAUCAAUUCGUUCACCAACCACAAGGUGGCCAUCUUCGCUUCCAUUGUGGCUCAUGAGUUGGGCCACAACCUGGGCAUGAAUCAUGAUGAUGACCGCGGCUGUAACUGUCCUGCAAAGAACUGCAUUAUGGGCUCUGGCGCCACUGGGGCCACUAACUUCAGCAGCUGCAGUGCUGAUGACUUUGAGAAGAUGGUUCUGCGGAUGGGCCGCAGCUGUCUGCUCAAUGUGCCCCGGCCAGACGAGGCCUACAGCACGCCCUACUGUGGCAACAAGCUGGUGGACCAGGGCGAGGAGUGUGACUGUGGCUCCGAGCAGGAGUGCAAGAAGGACCCCUGCUGUGAGCCCAAAACCUGUAAGCUGAAGUCCUGGGCUCAGUGUGCCUAUGGGGAAUGCUGCAAGAACUGCAAGUUCCUGCCAGGUGGCUAUGAGUGCCGCAGCCGGUCGGAUGAGUGUGACCUUCCUGAGUACUGCGACGGGUCGUCUGCUGUCUGUCAGAGUGAUGUCUUUGUGCAGAACGGGCAUCUCUGCAGAAACAACCAGUCAUACUGUUACAAUGGCAAAUGCCAGCACUAUGAUGGCCAAUGCCAGGCCUUGUUUGGCUCCAAGGCAAAGUCAGCGCCUGAUGAAUGCUUUGAGAUGGUCAACUCCAAAGGUGACCGCUUCGGAAACUGUGGCUACCACUCCAACAGUUACAGGAAAUGUGAGACCAGGAAUGCCAAGUGUGGGAAGCUGCAGUGUGAGAAUGUGGACUCGGGCACCAUAUUUGGCAUCAACCCCGCCAUCAUCCAAACAACCAUCCAACGCACCAAGUCCAAGUGCUGGGGGGUGGACUUCUCGCUAGGGCCAGACGUGCCUGACCCGGGCGUGGUGAGCGAGGGCACCAAGUGUGGGGAGAACAAGGUGUGCUUGAAUUUUGAGUGCAGACACUCGUCAGAGCUUAACUAUGAUUGUGACAUGAAGAAUAAAUGUAACGGCCAUGGGGUCUGUAACAACAAUAAAAACUGCCACUGUGAUUACGGAUGGGCUCCCCCUUUCUGUAAGGAGGAGGGUUAUGGAGGGAGCAUUGACAGCGGUCCCACAUGGAACGAUAAGGACACAUCCACCAGGGACGGUCUGCUGGUCUUCUUUUUCCUGGUCCUCCCUCUGCUCCUGCUGGGUCUGUAUGUGUUCUUCAGACGGAACGAGCUGCGACGGCGCUUCACCAGGAGGAAUCGUUCACGGGGCUACGAGGCUGAACCGGUGCCUCAGGACAACAGCCAUGUCCCACCCUCCCAGAGAGAAAAUCCCAAUAUCGUUAAAAAUGGACACCAAGUUCAGUUAUUACCACCAGAAGAGGUUGUUCAGACAAAUAGGACCACCUCUGGACCAUCUUAUGCCACGAGACCACCUCGGCCACCUGUCAAGCCCGCUCCUGCUGCAACAUAUCUAGUGCCUCAGAGACCCCCUCCUCCACCUCCUGUAUAGCCCACACACUGCAGAGGUCAAAGUGCGCCGUGGGACGUGUGGUGGCCAAGGACACUUGAGGGAGAAGGGGAAUUGCCUUUCUGCAACACUCCCCCCUCCUCUCAUAGUUCCAUACUGACCUUCCAGCAUGGUCUUACUGCUUCAGGGCACCAGUCAGCUGUCCAACAGAAUCACAACGCUGUCACUUUAACCAGUAAAAACCUCCUGAAAUACGACUCAAGAGUGCAGGGUCAGGCAUCACAAACUCUCGUCCAAUGAGCUGGCUCCUGCCUGGAUUGACUCCAUGGUGUCUACAGCAACAUGCAGAUUGUUUUUUUUUCCUAUUGUUUUGAUUAUUAUGGGCUACACAGGACCACUACUACCAAUUGCACUUCACAGGCUCUGUUCUUGAUACACUGCAAUAGGAAUGUACAGAGAGAAAAAAACACGAGCCACGAUGAAUCAGUGUGGCCUGUUGACAUUGAAUUUUCUCUUUUUUUGUUGUUGUGAUGAGCACUGCUUUUUUAAAGAGUCCUCUAUCCUUUUGUGGAAUGUAAAUCGAGCACCUGCUUUGGACUGCAGGCUUAUUGUUCCAGGUUAAAGGUUAUGCCGCAAGCUGACCAUAUUCUGCCCCAUUUGCAUAUUCGAUGCGUUUUUCUUUUGUACUGAUAACUCACAAUGCUCUCAUUCAAAUCCCAUUUAGAAAAGAUCAAAAGUGUGAGAUGUCACUUGAAUUGACUGUUUUACAACUCACAUAGUCUCUCACAAAUAGAUAUACAGCAUAGUACACGACAUGUAUCCCUACAGUAUACAGCAUGCAUUCUGUCUCUCUCUUUCUCUCCUUUUCAGACUGCCCAAAUAAGGUAGAACCUCAGAGAUCUAGGCCUCUCAGACAGCCUCAACUAUGCACACCUCAGUUAGCAAAUCAGUU